This is a messenger RNA of Hymenoscyphus albidus, 1687 nucleotides long. The record is from the annotation of a GenBank genome assembly. NCBI's taxonomy places the organism in Eukaryota, Fungi, Ascomycota, Leotiomycetes, Helotiales, Helotiaceae.
ACAACCCCGACGGACGAUUUCUCAAGCUUCAAUCAACGACCUGAUUGACAACCACCCCUCCUCCAGAGCGACCCCUCAUCCUCGCACAAUCCCAACGAUGAUCUCACGGUCGGCGAUUGGACGACAUGCGCAGCUUGCCCUUCGCAGGCAAAGCUGCGUGCAACCUUCCGCUCGACGUGGUCUGGCUGCUGUUUCCACCGGCGAGACGUCCUUUUCCUACGAGUCUGCAGAUGUUGGCGGUAUUAAGGUAGCUAGCAGAGACGUCGCAGGUCCAACUACAAAGCUUGCCGUCGUGGCAAAGGCUGGAACUCGAUACGAACAAUUGCCGGGUCUUACGGUUGGAUUAGAACGAUUCGCAUUCAAGGUCCGUAACAAAUUUGGUGGGCUACAGGAUGGGGUAUCAAUUGAGGCUAACCACGUUCCCGGUCUCUAGAACACCCAAAAACGCUCUGCUCUUCGAAUCACAAGAGAGUCUGAGCUUCUAGGUGGACAAUUGAAUGCAUACCACACCAGAGAAUCACUUGUAAUCGAAGCCAAAUUCCUCCGAGAAGAUCUACCAUAUUUUACAGAACUUCUAGGAGAGGUUAUCGCCGAGACCAAAUACACCGGUAUGUUUGGCCUUGAUAUUUAGAAAAUCAAGUCUUAAUAAGGUGCUCUUAGAUCAUGAAUAUCACGAGCAGGUUGAGGAGCUCAUCCACCUAUCUCAAAAGAAACUUCUAGCCAAUGUCUCCGAGCUCGCCAUCAACUCAGCUCAUGGCAUUGCCUUCCACAGAGGUCUCGGAAACCCACUCUACCCAACAUCCUCUACGCCGUUGGCCAAAUACCUGAACGCCGGUUCAAUUUCUGAAUUCGCUCAGGAUGCGUAUGCUAAGCCAAACAUUUCGGUUGUUGCAAAUGGAGCUACUCAGGAGGAACUUUCCAAAUGGGUUGGCCAAUUCUUCUCUCAAACUCCAGCUACUUCCGCAAAUCCAUUCACGAGCACUUCUUCAACGUACUAUGGUGGUGAAGAACGUAUUUCGCACGCUUCUGGCAACGCCAUGGUUAUCGCUUUCCCAGGGUCCAGCUCUUUCACCUCAGGAGCUUCAUACAAACCAGAAAUGGCUGUUCUUGCAGCUCUUCUUGGUGGUAAAUCAAGUAUCAAAUGGUCACCUGGAUUCUCUCUGCUAUCAAAAGCAGCAUCCGCAUUCCCAGGAGCCAGCGCUACCACAACCCACUUCUCCUACUCCGAUACUGGUCUAUUAGCAAUUCAAUUCAGUGGUUCUGCCAAGGCAAUCCGUGAUGCAUCUACAGAGGCUAUCAAAUCUCUGAAGAGCAUUUCAGAAGGUUCCAUCAGCAAGGAAGAUUUCACCAAAGCAGUGGCCAUCGCUAAAUAUCGUGCUUUGGAGGAAGGACAGAACAUUGAGGCUGGCCUUGUAGCAACUGGUGCUGGUUUGGUUCACGGUGGAAAACCAUUCCAAAUUAGUGAGGUUGGCAAGAGUGUUGAGAGCGUGAGCGCUCAGAAGUUGCAAGCAGUAUGUUUUCUAUUUCCUUGACUUCCAUGAUUUCUUUACUAACUUUCACAUAGGCAGCAAAAGCUUUACUGGAAGGCAAAGUAACGGUUUCAUCGGUUGGGGAUCUAUAUGUACUUCCUUUUGCAGAAGAGAUUGGCCUCAAGGUUUAGGCGUUUGAAGCAUUGGAGGAGUUGGGU